AUGCAGCCCUUCAGCAUCCCCGUGCAAAUCACACUUCAGGGCAGCCGGAGGCGCCAGGGAAGGACAGCCUUUCCUGUCUCAGGGAAGAAGAGAGAAGACUACAGUGAUGGAGACCCACUAGAUGUGCACAAGAGCCUGCCGUCCAGCGCUGGAGAAGACCGAGCCAUGAUGCUGGGGUUUGCCACGAUGGGCUUCUCAGUCCUAAUGUUCUUCUUGCUCGGAACAACCAUUCUAAAGCCUUUUAUGCUCAGCAUUCGGAGAGAAGAAUCGACCUGCACUGCCAUCCUCACAGAUAUCAUGGACGACUGGCUGGACUGUGCCUUCACCUGUGGUGUGCACCGCCGCGGUCAGGGGAAGUACCCGUGUCUUCGGGUGUUUGUGAACCUCACCCAUUCAGGUCAGAAAGCUCUCCUACAUUAUAAUGAAGAGGCUGUCCAGAUAAAUCCCAAGUGCUUUUACACACCUAAGUGCCACCAAGAUAGAAAUGAUUUGCUCAACAGUGCUCUGGACAUAAAAGAAUUCUUCGAUCACAAAAAUGGAACCCCCUUUUCAUGCUUCUACAGUCCAGCCAGCCAAUCUGAAGAUGUCAUUCUUAUAAAAAAGUAUGACCAAAUGGCUAUCUUCCACUGUUUAUUUUGGCCUUCACUGACUCUGCUAGGUGGUGCCCUGAUUGUUGGCAUGGUGAGAUUAACACAACACCUGUCCUUACUGUGUGAAAAAUAUAGCACUGUAGUCAGAGAUGAGGUAGGUGGAAAAGUACCUUAUAUAGAACAGCAUCAGUUCAAACUGUGCAGUAGGAGGAGGAGCAAAGGAAUGAGCAGAGAAAUCUUAAGACGGUGGCCAAAUUAAAGUGCUGGCCUUCAGAUGUCUGUGAUUUCUGCAGCUGAGGACCUAAUUAUGCCUGUCUGCAAACUAACAAUGUAAAAGGUAAUAAUUAAAGUAUCAUAUUUUCAUGUGGGAAAAAAUUUAAAAGCCUCAUUUUGUUCUAUUUAUUUCUAUAAAUACGUACAAAUUCACCAUCUUUUCUAAUCCCAAUCUCUUUCCAAAUGAGCUAAGGAAGCACUUUUUUUUUUUCCUGUAUAGCAAAAUGAGUUCAAGAUAUUCUUUGCCUAAUUUCAGCUGUAGCUAGAAUCAGUCAAUAUGGAAAUAAACAAGGAGGGUAUCUAACCUACUGAACACUGAACCAUCAGCCUAACUCUAUGCAAUAUAGUCAUACUAAAAUAUUUCUCAUAAAAAAGUUCUUAACAGUUCGUUCACUAUACGAAGAUAAAAAUCUGGUAGAAAACUUAAGAAAACAUGGACCUAACAUAUUUAUUAUAGUCUUUUCUUUCUUUUCCUUUUUGAGAUGGAGUUUUGCUUUUGUUGCCCAGGCUGGAGCACAGUGGCAUGAUCUUGGCUCACUGCGACCUCUGCCUCCUGGGUUCAAGCAGUUCUCCUGCUUCAGCUUCCUAAGUAGCUGGGAUUACAGGUGUGCACCACCACGCCCAGCUAAUUUUUGUAUUUUUAGUGUAGACAGGGUUUCACCAUGUUGGUCAGGCUGGUCUUGAACUCCUGACCUCAGGUGAUUUGCCCACCUCGGCCUCCCAAAGUGCUGGGAUUACAGGCGUGAGCCACUGCGCCUGGCCUUAGUUUGUUCUUUUUCAGUCUAGACAGCAGAGGAAAGCUGCUGCCUAGAAAAUUCACUAAGUUUACAGUUACUAGUAUUUAGCCUUGUCAUGUACCAUGUAAUUUUUCUUUCAGUAACAUUUUUCUAGUUAAUUAUGCUUUUUGUAAGCUCAUUUCACUUUGUGCACUUUCUGGUGGGAAAAAUGGGCCAGAAAUAUGAAGAAGCUAUACUGGAUUUCAACAUUCAUCUCAGAUGAUCCACAUCGUAUUAGGCUGGUGCAAAAGUAAUUCCAGUUUUCGCUGUUAACUUUUAAUGGCGAAAAACCGCAAUUAUUUUUGCAUCAACCUAAUAGAAAAGUCCCACAUGGAUAGUCAACAAUUGUCUGUACUUUAAUUAAUGAAUCAACCGUGGUUAUUAAAUGAUGUCAUAAGGCUCUCAACAAAUGCUUUCCAGAUUAAGCCGAAUCUAUGACUGGAAAAGAGAUUUUGGUCUGAUUUUCCAAAGUGCCUCCAAGUGUCUUUAAAAUUUUAUUAUACUCAAAAAUCUUAAAUUAUGGACAGUAGAAUGAGACAUUUGAAGCUCCUUUUGUAUGUAGAUGUAAUCAAACAAAAAACUGAUUCUAAGUUUAAUCCCUUUUAGCAAUUAAUUUCAAGACACAUAUUACUAAAUUAGCUGAAUACAGCAAUAUUGACUUGAUCAGUAAUGAAUAAUCUUGUUUUCCUUUCUAGUGUGCAAUGCUGGAAAGAACAUGUGUCUCAGAAUAGGAUUUAUUUGACUUUGUAGGCCAUAAUUACAACUUUGGGCAAAUAAGCUAACCUGUCUAAACCUCUCUUUUCUCAUCUAUAAAAUGGGGAUAACCUGUUCUUUCACGCAGUUAUAUUAUGGAAUAAGCGAAGUAGGGCAUGUGAAACACUUUAGCUUAGCUUCUAGCAUCUGUUGGGGUGCUCAAAAAUGUUAGAUCAUUUAUUUAAAAAUCUGCUAGGUUAUAACAUUCAGUGAGUCUUGGUACUUUUCACUGGACAGCUGGUAUAGAGGCUAGGGAUAGGGAGCUGCAGUUCAUUUUCCCUGCCCCCACCCCAGUUCUCUUGGCUAAAUGUGAUAUGCAUUUAAGGCCCACAACCUGCUGUUUCAAAGGUUGUGGUAAACUAUUUUGUAUACCAAAGACUUCUCUGUAAUAAAAUAUAUAUGUACACAUGAACAUUUUAUAUGCAUGCACAUUUUAAAUCAUUCUGCAAAUUGAGAUUCUAUACUUUUCUUAAGGGCACAUCUCUAUUCCAUUUCUUUGUAAAUUUGACUUCUACCUAACAAACAAUAUGCAAUUGUUGGGAUUUUUUUUUCCCUAACAAAUUCAAAACUGCUAAUUUAAAAUGUAAAGUGUGUGUUUCAAUUACCACAGUUUUCCAUUUAGAUAGGAGCUACCUGAUUCAUUCCAGCAAAGAGAGAUAUUAUCCCUGGAGAACAAAGUCAAUUCAAAAUUAUUUAAACCAUUUGGCAAAUAAAUAAAAUUUAAGUAAUUAUUUGCUUAAUUGCUCAGAAAUACUAAGUUGUUAAUGCCUAUGUGCAUUAAUGGUCAAAGAAAAGCCCACACUUACCUUUUGCAAUGUUUAUGAGAACUGAAAGCAAAACCAGUUUGCUUCUAGCCUUAACUUCAUUUCUAGGUUCUGAUCUUCAAAUGACUUGGAAAAAAGUCCACUUACCUAUUACAUAUACAUACAUACAUUCACACAUAUAUGUAUAUACAUAUAUUUCUUAAAAUACAAGCAUAUAAUUCUUUAUGCUUAAAGGAAGUAAAUAUUUAAACAUACAUUUAAUAUUCAUCACUUUACUGGGGCAGAAAAAUUGGCUUUUAAGGUAUAAUAGUUUCAGAUUUUCAGUCAAGUAUUCUUAGUCAUUACUGAAAAGAACUCAAAUUCAGCUAAAUUUUGAUUAUUAGCAACACUGGCUUGCUUUUCAAAAGGAAUGGCAAAAGAGAAUUAUCACAGUUUUUUGCUUAUGUAGUACACUAAGGAUUGUUUGGACACAAGUCAAAGUAAUUUUUCUUUUUUUUUAAUAAACAGCGUGAUGUUACAGACUGCAGAGUUAAAGAAAAGCAGACAUUGACAGUUUCUGAUGAGCAUAAACAGUAAGUGCAGUCACAGGCCAAACUUCUUGCUAGGAACAGCAAGACUGGGAAGAGGUCUUAAAUUUAGUGAUACUGUUAUUAUUCUGUAGUCUCAAUAUAAUAACACAUGCAUCUUGCUGUGUCAAAUGCUUUCUGGGCCAUCAUUAAAAGGACAUUAAAAACGUUUUUCUUCUAAUGAAUGCAGUAUACCACAGGACUUCAAUUCACUGAAUGACAAAAUAUAGAGAAAUAAGCUUGCUACAAUUAAUGGGGCCAAAAGGGUG
Pongo pygmaeus (Bornean orangutan) is the source of this 3991-nucleotide messenger RNA. RefSeq names its product potassium calcium-activated channel subfamily M regulatory beta subunit 3 (gene KCNMB3). Gene Ontology annotation, molecular function: potassium channel regulator activity; calcium-activated potassium channel activity. The record is from RefSeq and is a predicted model, not a curated record. Gene Ontology annotation, biological process: detection of calcium ion; potassium ion transport. Lineage: Eukaryota; Metazoa; Chordata; Mammalia; Primates; Hominidae. Gene Ontology annotation, cellular component: membrane; voltage-gated potassium channel complex.